AUGGCAUCAAGCGGAAAACGCAUCGUCUUCACCGGCGGGACCGGCAAAGCAGGGCGGCACGUAAUCCCCGAACUGCUCAAACGGGGGCACAAAGUGCUGAACCUCGACCUCAAUCCCCUAAACCACCCCGGCGUCUUCGACCUAAAAACGGACCUCACCGACAGCGGCCAAGUCUUCAACGCACUAACCACGCACUUCGACUUCAGCGGGUACGACGACGCCCUUGUCCCGCAGCCCCCCGACGCUGUCAUCCACUUUGCCGCCUACGCGCGCAACAUGCUCGUCCCGGACAGCGAGUGCUUCCACGCCAACGCGACGGCGACUUACAACGUCAUCGAGGCCGCGUGCAAGCUCGGCGUCAAGAAAAUCGUAAUCGCGAGCAGCGAGACCGUCUAUGGCGUGUGUUUCGCGCAGGGCAAUGCCGACUACCACGCUUUUCCGCUGGAGGAAGACAGCUAUGAUUGCGAUCCCAUGGACACGUACGCCCUCUCGAAACUUUGUGGAGAGCGUGUGGCCCGCGGCUUUACGCGCAGGUUCGGCGUCGAUAUCUAUGCGUUGAGGAUUGGCAACGUCGUCGAGCCGCACGAGUACGAGCGCGAUUUCCCCCGCUAUCUUAAGGAUCCGGGGUGCCGGAAGCGCAAUGCCUGGAGCUAUAUCGAUGCCCGCGAUUUGGGCCAGAUGUGCGAUCUUGCUGUCAGGAAGGAUGGGCUGGGGUUCCAGAUCUUCAAUGCGACGAAUGAUACGAUCACGACGAAGGUGCCGACGAAAGAGUUUUUGGAGAAGACGUGUCCAAGGACGCCGUUCAUGAGGGAGAUGGGUGAGUGGGAGGCGCCGUUGUCGAAUCGCAAGAUUAGGGAGGUGCUGGGGUUUAAGGAGGAGCAUAACUGGCGGAAAUAC
Molecule: messenger RNA, 897 nt
Organism: Aplosporella prunicola CBS 121167
Lineage: Eukaryota; Fungi; Ascomycota; Dothideomycetes; Botryosphaeriales; Aplosporellaceae
Exons: 2
Source: RefSeq, a predicted model, not a curated record